Molecule: messenger RNA, 2249 nt
Organism: Callorhinchus milii (elephant shark)
Lineage: Eukaryota; Metazoa; Chordata; Chondrichthyes; Chimaeriformes; Callorhinchidae
Product: testis-specific serine/threonine-protein kinase 6-like
Exons: 2
Coding region: 1211-2134 (307 amino acids)
Biological process (GO): intracellular signal transduction; protein phosphorylation; microtubule cytoskeleton organization
Cellular component (GO): cytoplasm
Molecular function (GO): protein serine/threonine kinase activity; ATP binding; tau-protein kinase activity
Source: RefSeq, a predicted model, not a curated record
ACCACCACUGGUACCUUCAGGAGAGGUCCUUCAGCCACAAUGGCUCUCAGCGCUGCUCAGGCACACUCUUCUGAAAGGGCUGACGCUGUCUGUGGGGCACAGGCACCAGCCACCACCCCCUCCUCCCCCAUUAUUUCACAUAGGCAUUCUCCGUGUGUGAACUUACAUCGUGAUCGUCGGCAGGGAAUUCAAGCACUGAGGAAACGAUGAAACAACGGGAGGAACAUCCUUCUCUUUUCAAAUCGUAUCGUGGGAUUUUGAUGCCCAGCUGAAGAAGCAAGUGGCGGACGGGCCUUUGCUAAUAUCUCAACCAAAGCUCAUUGAAGAAACAAAGCAACUGUCACUUGUUUCAAGCCUCGCAUUGAUUCCCCAUCUUAGUGUGGUACAAAUUCACACUUUUUCCCCAAUAACUAGCUACCUUUGCUUAAUAUCUAAAGUCAAUCAAUUUCCUCUGAGGUCAGGUCCUCCUUGACUGCCAAUCCCACGAUGUCACAAAGAGGUUAUCCAAGAGAUAUGACAAUUUAGGAAGGAUUGUUUCACUUACACCAGGGAUGGUCCAGCCUUUUGGCUGCUGAGGGCCGGAUGCCCUAUUUGAGAAAUGUCCAGGGGCCAUAUGAAGCAAUAUUUUUGUGUUUCCCAUCCGGAAACAUAAUAUAAAAUUCAACGGGUCAUGGAGGGAGCCGGUGGGCCAGAUGAAAUGGAGGGGGUGGGGGUGGAUGAAAUCGGCCCGCGGGCCGCCAAUUGGAUGGACCACCCUCUCUUACGCUCACUCAUUCAAGAAAAAUAACAAUAUACAUCCACAGUAAAUGGUUUCUAUAUAUGGGUGCACGGCAUUUAAUUAAUGAAGAAUUGCCACCAAUGAGAUGCAUUGCGUCACCAUCCCAAAAAGGCCGUUCCCUCAACUUCAAAGGUCAUACUUUGAGGUCAUCAGAGACAUUACUAAAGACCUCAAAUGGGAUCAUGGCUAGGCUGGAGAGACAAGAUAAUGGAAGCCCCCUUUUAUUCCCAUUCCCUCAUCGUUUCUCUCUUUAGCCUAUGAUUUUUAUUUGUUUGUUUUUUAAUUCAUUCUUUGCUCAAUCAUUCAGGUAUCCUCAUGAUGUUUUUUUUUUGGGGUGAUCCAAAAUUUUUAUCAAAAAUUUACUUUUGUUAAACUUGUAAUAAAACUUAUAAAACAGUUUGAGGGCCACGACUAUAAAUAGCCUCGAGAGGUAUGACGCUCGCCGAGACUUCACAAUCGCAAAUUAUUACAGCCAAAGGUAUUAGCCAAUUUACUCAUAAGGUUACUAACUUGAGAAAUAUCAAAAAACAUGGCCAAUACACCAUGUCAGGAGACACAUUUCUGUCGGAGUUAGGUUAUAAACUAGGGAAAACUAUUGGCGAAGGCAGCUACUCCAAAGUCAAAGUAGGUAGCUCCAAAAAGUACAGAGAUAAUGUUGCCAUCAAGGUGGUCGACAGAAAGAAAGCCCCACCAGACUUUGUCAAUAAGUUUUUGCCCAGGGAGUUGGCCAUUUUGAGGGGGAUCAAACACCCUCACAUUGUCCAGGUCUAUGAGUUCAUUGAGGUCUGCAACGGGAAACUCUACAUUGUCAUGGAGCAGGCAGCGACUGAUCUUCUACAGCUGAUCCAACACAGGGGACACAUCCCAUGCAACGAAGCCAGACACCUGUUCUCUCAGAUUGCCUGUGCUGUCAAGUACCUUCACGAGCAUGACAUUGUCCAUCGGGACCUCAAGUGCGAAAACAUUCUGUUGACGGAAGAAAUGCAGGUAAAGAUCACCGACUUCGGAUUCGGAAAGAAAAUCCACGGCUACACUGAUCUCAGCAGCACAUACUGUGGCUCUGCAGCCUACGCCCCACCCGAGGUCCUAAUGGGGGUCCCUUACGACCCCAAAAAGUACGACAUAUGGAGCCUGGGGAUCAUCCUUUAUGUGAUAGUGACGGGGUGCAUGCCCUUUGACGACUCGAACAUCAGCAAAUUGCCCAAAAGCCAACAGAAAGGGGUGGUGUACCCCGAGAACAUUCAACUGGAGGACAAGUGUCAAACCUUGAUUCGGGAAUUGCUUCAGUUCUGUCCAUCGGUGAGGCCAGCUGCCAAUCAGAUUAUCAAGCACGUGUGGCUGAGGGAGAACAAGUGAACCAUUGCUGAUGGACUGCUCCGAGGGCGUAAACUUUAGUUUCUUUUGUAGUGAGUUACGGUAACAAGUGUAACAACAUUUUUCAAACCAAUUCACAAUUAAAAGUGUUGGAAGU